This is a messenger RNA of Lecanosticta acicola, 1489 nucleotides long. The record is from the annotation of a GenBank genome assembly. NCBI's taxonomy places the organism in Eukaryota, Fungi, Ascomycota, Dothideomycetes, Mycosphaerellales, Mycosphaerellaceae.
AUGUCCUCCAGUCCCACAGACUACACCCGUACAACUGCCCUCCUGUGCUACGGCGGACAGACCAGGCUAACACCGUCUCCUCUCCCUCUCCAGGCCGCGUAUAACUAUCUCCGUCAUCGCGCCCAACCAUGCCUCCGACCAAGAGAUUCUCAACUUCGACCUUUCCCCCGACCUCUCCCUCGCCGACCUGAAAGGCUUCGUCGCCGCCGAGACCAACAUCCCUCACGACCAUCAGCAGUUCUUCUUCAAUAACCAAGUUGUCCAAGGUGACAACAAGACGUUACAAGAGGCUGGGAUCAAGGAUGGGGAUAUGAUUGCUAUGCUCAUGCGUCAACCACAGCAACAGAAUAACAUGGGCUCGCAGCGACGUCCCCAGCAACAGCAGCAGAGGCGAGGAGGGGCUCCCAAUAGCCCAGAAGAGAUCGAGACAGCGCGGUUGAGUUUGCUCGGGAACCCAGGAGCCAUAGCUCAGAUGCGGCAACAACGCCCGGCAUUGGCCGACGCCAUCCACGACAGCAGUCGUUUCCGUGAGGUAUGGAUGGAGAUGAUUCGGGAAGAUGAGAACCGUGAGCGAGAGAGAAUGGAGCAGAUGAGGCUGCUGAAUGAAGAUCCCUUCAACAUCGAAGCACAGAGGAAGAUCGAGGAAAUGAUACGGCAAGAGUCGGUGCAGGAGAAUUUGCAGUUCGCGUACGAGCACAGUCCUGAGGGUAAGUGUGCUACAGAUCGGCAUUGGGGACGCGCUAACAGAAUGUGACGCGUAGUAUUCGGCAGAGUUACCAUGCUCUACAUCCCGGUCCAAGUCAACAAACACCCGGUCAGCGCAUUUGUCGACUCGGGUGCCCAAACCACCAUCAUGUCGCCAUCUUGUGCGGAGUCAUGCGGAAUUAUGCGGCUCAUUGACAAGAGAUAUUCUGGCAUUGCAAAGGGUGUCGGCACUGCGCAGAUUCUUGGACGAGUCCACUCGGCCCCUAUUACGAUCGGCAACUCGACUAUGUCCUGCUCCUUCACCGUCAUGGAGGGCAAAGACGUUGAUCUCCUACUCGGCUUGGACAUGCUCAAGCGCUUCCAAGCCACCAUCGAUCUCAAGCAGAACAAGCUGAUCUUUGGUGACGACAACGAGGUUGCUUUCCUUGGAGAGGCCGACAUUCCUAAGAACAUGGAGGAAGCCGAGCCCACCGUGCCUGGUCCCAAUGGCACUGAGAUUGGUGCUCAAUCUGGAACCGUCAAGCAAGCUGGCGGACAAGCCUCUACAUCGGGAACGAACGGUUCUUUCCAGGGUCAAGGACAAGCACUCGGCUCGACUUCAAGUUCGUCGAAAGCACCGGCUACGCCUUCAGCAUCGGCUGGAGCACCUGCCUCAUCAAGCCACUCCAAAGAGAAGAUCGAGCAGCUGAAGAGCCUCGGAUUCUCCCAGCAACAGGCGAUCGCAGCGCUGGAUGCCUGUGACGGCAACGUUGAGUACGCUGCGGGCCUCCUCUUUCAAUCUUAA